This is a messenger RNA of Eupeodes corollae, 2246 nucleotides long. RefSeq lists its product as uncharacterized. The coding region runs from base 295 to 1377 and encodes 360 amino acids. Lineage: Eukaryota; Metazoa; Arthropoda; Insecta; Diptera; Syrphidae. The record is from RefSeq and is a predicted model, not a curated record. The transcript has 2 exons.
AAGUAAAAAGCUUAAGUUGUCCUGUUUCUAACGCGCAUUAUCCUACUGACUCCUGUCAGAAUCAUUAUCAAAACAAAAAAAAAUAUUUGUAUUCGCACACAACUUUUCCCAGGCAGACGCUUUAGUUAGUAUAUUUUCAAACGAGUGUAGGUAGUUCGUCCUAUUUAUUGAAAGUCAGUGCGUCGUAAGAAGAAAACACAUAAAACAGAAUUGCAAAUUAGGAAAUAAAUCACACCAAAAAAAAAAGAAACAAAGGGAUUGCAUUAAAUUUAUAAAAUCCUUUCGGUCGAAGUCAUGCGAAGUCGUACUGAAUUAGUGACCACAACAUUCAUUGAUUCCGAAGACGAUUUCACAGAAACAGAUGAUUCUGAAGAGGAUUGGCGCCCAUCGGCAUCCAAUCGAAAUGGAAAAAAACGCUCUCACACUACAAAAGGACGAAAUCGUGGCAGUCGCAAGAGAAAGUCUUCGGGUACAUCUUCAAAUGGUACAAAUCAUCACAAGAAAAAUCGACGUCAGGCAGCUCAGGACGCUAUCUAUCAGACAUUCGACGAUUCCGAUGAUGAGGAUGAAGAUGAUUAUGAGUAUUACAAAGGAAGGACACAUUUGGCAGCACAAGUCGAACCGAAAGCUAUAAUAUUGCCGCCAAAGAAAAAAGAAAAGACCAUGAAUAUGAAUGGUAACAGUGCUUCAGGGAUAUUUCAGCUUUUUCUGUACCGCAAGGACUUGAGGGAAGAUUAUAUGACAAAUUCGCAUUUGUGCUUGUGGCGCAAAGAUGGUACAAACUUGUUGCAAAAAUACAUAAGGGUUAAGACUGGAGUUCCUGAUGAAUUUGAAUUUACAUCGUCCUCUGUGUAUUCGACGUGGGAUGAAAAAAGGCGUCGAGAUUUUGUGAAUAUUGCUGUCAAAUGUCAAGAAGAAAACCACCGUAGAGUGACAUUUGUCAAUACAACCGACCUUCAUUCAUUGGCAAGAAGUGAAUUGGAGAGAAUCUCUCAUCACAGAAUGGAGAAACAAGUGCUGGACAAUGAUGACAGUGAUGCUGACAAUGGUGUUGACGACGCUGAAUUUAAUUCGGAAGUAAGUGAAUGCGAUGAAAAUAAUGGUUCUUUUCAACCAGAAGAGGACGAAGAGCAGGAAGAAGAAGAAGAAGAAGCAGAAAUCGAAUGUGAUGAGGAUAAUAUUGAAGAAAUCGAAGAUGAUGAAGAAGAACAAGCCUCUGAAGAAGAUGAUCCUAUAGAAGAGGAAUUUGAUGAUUUUGAACAAUUAGAUGAUGAUGGUGAUGAAGCGGAAGAGGAAGAGGAAGAAGAAGAAGACGAAGAGGUUGAUGAAAACGAUGAUGAGGAUAAGGAGAACCAAUAUGAGUCUGAGCAUGAUUAAGGAAGGGAAUAUAUAAAUUUGAAUGUGCUAAAAAAUGGGGUGCUUACAAAUUUGACAAAAGUGCAUAUAAUUCAGCAAGUUUUUGGUUUAAAUGUUCUGUUCCUGUUUUAUACCGGUGCAAUACAAGAUUGCUUACAAAUUUAAUAAUUCAUUCAGCUAAUAGAAAAUUUGUUUUUCAGAGGCAUUAAUUCAUUAAUUCAUUCAGCUAAUAGAAAAUUUGUUUUUCUUUUCCUCAUUUUAUAAAUGAUUUUAUGUUGGUUAUUAUUAUUUUGUCAUUUAAUUGAUUUCAAAAUUCUAACAGCAACCACAGACAUGCAGAGCAUGAGAAUCAGUUUCGAACAUGACAAAAUAGGGCCGCUUACAAAAUUAAGAAGAAUUAGUGCUUUUUAGCAAGAUUUUUGAUUUAUUUUAAUUGAAUUUAUCGAUUCUCUUCUCAAGUUUAGAAAUGUUAGUUUGCUUACAACUUUAAUAAUGCCGUUUACUAAUUCAGCCAUAAUAAUAUAUUCAGCAAAUCAGUUGCCAUUAAUUUUGUUGAGCAUUAUAAGUUUCUAGUCCCAACUCAAUAGUUCAAGCCUCAAAUCAUUGCUCAAAAAGAAAAAUUUAAGCAUAUCUUUCAAAUACUUUGUUGUUUGUAAAGUUGUUUUAAAGCAAUACACCUAUUUAUUUGUUUUUUUUUUUUUUACUGAAUUACAAUUGCUAUUUUCCUAUUUAAAAAAAAUAAUACUUAACUGCUAUUUUACUAUUACGCUCAAAGAGAUGCCAAAUGAAUUGUGAGUCUCACUUUUAAAGCUAUAAGCAUCACAGUUAUCAUUAAAUUUAAAAUUAUUAUAAUGUUAUAAAUAAAAAAAAGUAAAAUAACUACAAAAAAA